This is a messenger RNA of Hibiscus syriacus, 684 nucleotides long. RefSeq names its product ethylene-responsive transcription factor ERF105-like. The record is from RefSeq and is a predicted model, not a curated record. Bases 16 to 669 code for a protein of 217 amino acids. NCBI's taxonomy places the organism in Eukaryota, Viridiplantae, Streptophyta, Magnoliopsida, Malvales, Malvaceae. Gene Ontology annotation, biological process: ethylene-activated signaling pathway; regulation of DNA-templated transcription. Gene Ontology annotation, molecular function: DNA binding; DNA-binding transcription factor activity. The transcript has a single exon.
CCACUCAAUUCAUCAAUGGCUUCUCACGAAGAAACAUCCGCCUUGGAACUCAUCAGGCAGCACCUCCUCGCUGAUUUUGCUUCCACGGAACCCCAGAAAUCGUCGUCUUCUCUGAGCCAACGCCGUCCUUCUAUCAACGUCACCAUCCCACCACCACCACCCAAACAGGUUAACGUCACGGCGGCGGCGGAUGCAGACGAGAAAAGGCGUUACAGGGGCGUGAGGAGGCGGCCGUGGGGCAAGUUCGCCGCCGAAAUCAGAGACCCCAACAGGAGAGGUUCCAGGGUCUGGCUCGGAACAUUCGACACCGCCAUUGAGGCCGCCAGAGCUUAUGAUGGAGCUGCCUUUAAGCUACGUGGAUGCAAAGCUAUAUUGAACUUCCCUCUCGAGGCAGGGAAAUCGAGCUCGGCCGAUGACUCGUUUUCAAAGAAAAGAGAAAGGGAGGAGGAGGAGGAAGAACCAGAGAAGAGCGUGGAGUGUAAAGUAGUGAAAACGGAGGAGUCGGAAAGUGUGACGGCGUCGGGGGUGUGUUUAACUCCGUCAAAUUGGAAGGGGUUUUGGGAUAGUGAAGAUAUGGAGGGGAUAUUCAGCAUCCCUCCGUUAUCACCUUUAUCUCCGUUAUUUAGACGUUUACUAAAUCAGGAACGGUUUGCUGACGACGCCGGUUGAAUUAUAAUCCACCGU